This is a messenger RNA of Temnothorax curvispinosus, 1413 nucleotides long. RefSeq lists its product as uncharacterized. Lineage: Eukaryota; Metazoa; Arthropoda; Insecta; Hymenoptera; Formicidae. The record is from RefSeq and is a predicted model, not a curated record. The transcript has 3 exons. Bases 494 to 1360 code for a protein of 288 amino acids.
GUAAAAAUGCCUCUAAACCCGUUCAGAAAGUCAUCGGGGGAAAAGCUACCUUUACCUACUAGCGUUCAGAAAGCCUUGAGGAAUUACCCAGGGCAUUCCUCAACGUACCCUGCUCGCGACUGAGGUAGAGUUUACCUGUCAUGCGCAGAAACGCACUUUUGCGUAUUACACGUGUAUUACACGAGGUCACGAGAAAGAAUAUAAGAAGUUCGAAAACAUGUCUGCGAUAAAAUGUGGAUCACAAUCCCAAACUUUGUACGAAGUUGUAGAAGGCGCCGGUGGAGUUCCAAUUUUUGAUCCAGAGAUGUCAAAAGUAUUAUUACGCGACAAAAUAAGUGAGUUAACAAAAUAUAUAUUAGAGGUUUGGUGUAUCUACAUUGCCCUUUGUCGUAUCUCAAUAGACAUGGGCUAGACGAAUUCUGUUUUCAAACACGCUUUUUUAUGCUUAAUAUCUACUUCCUUGCUUUAUGGAAAUUCGAAGUUAAUUGUUAAAAUGUUUACAAUUAAUACAACAAGUAAUAUAACCCUUUUAAACGAUAUUUUUACAGCAGGUAAAAUUGAUUUUGUCUCUUUGACUGAGAACAUCAUUGAAACUUGUCUGCAACCGUAUGGAUAUGAAAUUAUGUUACCCGAAAAAGAUAUUGAUGUCGCGAUAACAAGUUCAUCACGAGAUGACAAUAAGUCCGAAGUCACACAUAUAAAUCUCAGUGAUGCAGCCAAUUCGUCUCGCUGUACGACAUUCACUUCUAACUUACAAUUAGAGAAAACUGAUGAGAAUACGAAACCGAGAGUCUUAGAAGAAAGUAAUGGAAGAACUCCGGAUAAAGGAAUGAAAAGCUUGUGGACGGAUAAAAGUAGAGCAAUGCUCCUAUACUUGUACAAGAAAUACAAAGAUGAUUUUAAUUCCAAUUGCAUAAAAAAGGACGAUAUCUGGGCUAAAAUUGCCUGCGAUAUGAAACACGAAGGCUAUAAUUUUGUCGCAGCACAAUGCAAAGAAAAAAUGAAAUAUAUGAAGAAGAAGUACUUUAAAAAAAUAGACAAUAUGGGUCCCAAAAGUACUGGUGCAGCACCAGUAAAAUGUGAAAACUUCGAGGAACUUGACGAACUGUUUGGAAAUAAGCCCAAUGUUACUCCUGUUGCUAUAGCAAGCUCAUCACGAGAUGACAAUAAAUCCGAAGUCACACAGAUAAAUCUUAGUGAUGCGGAAGAUAAUAAAAAAAAAGGGCGAAAAAGAGCGAAUGCAAUGACUCUGAGCGACCUGAAAGUGAUGCUUGAAGAAAGAGAAGAAACGAGAAGAAGGCUAGGCAUGAAGAAAAAAAGAAAAUUCUUCAAUCAAGUAUCGAUUCUUAUGAAAGCAUGAUGGACAAAUUGCUCAAAAAGCUGUAAAGCUGUGAGAUAUUGUUUAAUUUUGUU